AUGGCUGCCUCCACAACCCUUUCGUUCGCCCUCCUUUCCGCUUUCCUCUUCUGCGCCUUCGUGCCUUUCGCGUCGGCAACUUCGGUCAACAUCACCCGCCCGGCCUAUGUCGCCUUCCGCGACGUCAACACCUGCAUGCAGGCAGCCAUCGCCAUCGUGAAGAACACUGACUGCAACCCUCAAGUCUCUUGCUCCUCGGACCUCACCGUCUACCUUACUUCGUGCUCGACCACAAACUACGAGCUCCUCGGCUUCAACGCCACCUACUACCUCGACUACCAGUACAACACCCACUACGUCGCCCAGGGGCUUUCCAUCUACUACUCUUCAACGAAGCUCUUGUGGACCUUCGCGACUUCCGACGACCUGCUCAACUUCUACUCCGCAGCGAUCUACAACAGCACGUGUAACACGAACGUCAACAAGACGUCCCUCUCCCUCGUGAUGACCACCCCCGCCAAUGGUGCGCGCUGCACAUUCGCCACCUCGACGCUCCUCCCCUUUGUCAGCUUCAAGUCCGUGACCGGAGCUGAUUCUGAGUUCAUGAGUGCUCUGUAA
Molecule: messenger RNA, 558 nt
Organism: Acanthamoeba castellanii str. Neff
Lineage: Eukaryota; Discosea; Longamoebia; Acanthamoebidae
Exons: 1
Coding region: 1-558 (185 amino acids)
Source: RefSeq, a predicted model, not a curated record